Molecule: messenger RNA, 744 nt
Organism: Metopolophium dirhodum (rose-grain aphid)
Lineage: Eukaryota; Metazoa; Arthropoda; Insecta; Hemiptera; Aphididae
Product: KRAB-A domain-containing protein 2-like
Exons: 2
Coding region: 1-744 (247 amino acids)
Biological process (GO): DNA integration
Molecular function (GO): nucleic acid binding
Source: RefSeq, a predicted model, not a curated record
AUGAUUUUUUUGAGUCUUUGUACCGACUGUCAUAAAAAAUCAUCUAAUCCAAAAAGAGGCCUUGUUUCUAAACCAAUUUUGCAUUCAGCAUACAACUCGCGUGCACAAAUAGAUCUAAUUGAUGUGCAAUCGCAGAGUAUAAACAAUUACAGAUUUAUAAUGAAUUAUCAGGAUCACUUGACAAAAUUUGUUAUACUUAAACCACUAAAGACUAAACGAGCAGAAGAAAUAGCAUAUAACUUAAUGGAAAUUUAUACAACUUUUGGAGCGCCAGCAAUUCUACAUUCCGAUAAUGGAAGAGAGUUUGUUAAUAGUGUAAUUAAUGAAUUACAUACUAUGUGGGACGAUGUUAAAAUAGUGCACGGAAAACCAAGACAUAGUCAGAGUCAGGGGUCUAUAGAACGUGCGAACCGGGACGUGGAAGAUAUGUUGGCGACAUGGAUGGCGGAAACAAAUUCAACAGAUUGGCCAUCUGGAUUAAAAUUUAUCCAAUUUCGAAAAAAUCGUGCUUUUCAUUCUGGUAUCGGUCGAUCACCUUAUGAGGCGAUGUUUGGUUGUCCAGCUCGUUUAGGUGUUGUAUCAAUUGGUUUACCGGUUGACGAAAUUAGCUCUUUGAAAUCUGAGAAAGAUAUUGAAUGUGUUUUGAAGUCAAACAAAAACGAGGGAGUCGAAGAAAAUAUACCGUGUACUAGUAACUUGGAACAAGUGACUAGUGACAUAGAACUUGGUAAAAAAAAAAUGUAA